Molecule: messenger RNA, 3340 nt
Organism: Medioppia subpectinata
Lineage: Eukaryota; Metazoa; Arthropoda; Arachnida; Sarcoptiformes; Oppiidae
Source: the annotation of a GenBank genome assembly
CUUAACAGUAACUUUUGAAACAAUAUUAAAAAAUUUCGCCUUUCAUUCAAAUUAAACUUUUAUUCCUCUAAUAAUAUAUUUAUUACAAUAAAAAAGCUAUAAUAAUAGGAGUGAAAAGUUAAAAGUUUUACUCAUUUAUUUGUUAACUGUUUGACACAUUAUGUCUAAAACAGAUGAGAAUAAUAAGUCUAAAAGAGUUGGUCCGCCGCCUAUCAGACAUGGAGUGGAUUACGUUAAUCCAGAAGAAGAGGAUCAAAUGGAAAUCUAUGGAUAUCGACCACACUUUGUCCACACAUUGUUAACGUGGACAGCAAUACUGAUGACAUGCGGACUAUUGCGGCUUCUUUUCCAUUGGAAACCUCAUUGGAUGCUAACGUGUACUCACGUUAAGUGUCCGUUAGAUUGUGCCAAAAAAGUACUGCUUGUCGAUCAGUUUUUGCAAAAGUAUACCGAAAUUAUUGAACAUUUGUCAUCAAAUUCGCUGAAAUAUCAAUACUCUCAGUCCAAAGAGAGUUUGGAAGUGCCCUCCAAUAACUCCAACCCAUCUCAUAGUCUGGUUCGGCCACAACCUAACGGUGUCUUUGAACUCACAAACACUUUGACAUUCUUUGAAAAUAAAAAAGUCCGCUAUAUUUGGGAGUCAGAAAAGGGACAGUUCUUCAAAGUUCGUGGACUCGAUUCAGACAUCUAUUGCUCUUAUUUUUAUCAACAAAAAGGCCUUAUUAUUGAAGAGCAGGACAGCCGCCGUGUUCUCUACGGCGAGAACGCCAUUGUAGUGGAAGUGAAGACUAUUUUACAAAUUUUAGUCCAAGAAGUUUUGGAACCGUUUUAUAUCUUUCAAAUAUUCAGUCUUUUGGUUUGGACUCUCGAUGAGUACUAUUACUACGCGGCCUGUAUUGUAAUCAUGUCGUCCCUAUCCCUCACCUCAAGUGUCAUUCAGACGCGAAGAAAUCAAAAACAAUUAAGAGAUACCGUUCAGGGCGUCGACACCGUUAAUGUCUGUCGCGGUAACGAUGUCUACGAAGAGAUCGAGUCGUCGAGACUGGUUCCCGGAGAUGUGAUCGAAGUGCCCGCCUAUGGAUGUGUUAUGCAAUGCGAUGCCUGUGUUAUCUCCGGCAAUGUCAUCGUCAACGAAGCCAUGCUUACCGGUGAGAGCGUUCCGGUGACGAAGACUCCGCUGCCCAACACAACCAUUGAUGAACAGUACGACACUAAAGAACACGCAAAGCACACACUGUUUUGCGGCACAAAAGUCAUUCAAACUCGUUAUUACAAUAACGCCAAAGUGAAGGCCGUUAUCAUACGUACGGCAUAUCAGACGGCGAAAGGAGAGUUAGUCCGAAGCAUAAUGUUUCCAAAACCGGUCGACUUUAAGCUCAAUCGACACAUCCAUAAGUUUAUCUCGGUUUUGGCUGCGCUCGCGUUCAUCGGUUUCAUAUACACAGUGAUCCUGAAGGCAAUGCGCGGCACUCCGUGGCAUAAAAUACUACUUAAAGCGCUGGACCUGAUCACGAUUGUCAUACCGCCAGCACUGCCCGCAGCCAUGACUAUAGGCGUAGUGUUCGCGCAGUCGAGACUUCGGCGCUCAAACAUCUUCUGCAUAUCUCCGCGAUCUAUCAAUAUUAGCGGUUGUAUUAAUUGUGUCUGUUUUGACAAAACCGGAACACUUACUGAAGACGACCUCAACUUCGCUGAAGUGGUUCCCGUCAACACCGAUAAGAAUAAGUUUGAAUCGGCGGUCGACGUGUUGACAGAGUUAGAGUUCGGUCCGUUAAUGGUAUGUCUGGCGUCCUGUCAUUCGUUGACUAUAAUCGAUGACAACAUUAUUGGCGAUGCUUUGGAUCAGAAGAUGUUUGCGGCCACAGAAUGGCAGUUAGAAGAACCCCACGUCUCGGACACUACUAAAUAUGAUUUAUUAGCGCCAACUGUUGUCAAACCUAAAAACAAGGAUUUAGGUCUUGAGGUGGGAAUUUUGCGUCAGUUUCCCUUCUCGUCUAGUCUUCAACGGAUGUCUGUCAUCACUCGUCUCUCCAAUGGAUCUGAAUUCGAAGUGUACGCAAAGGGAGCGCCGGAAACGAUAUCCGUUUUGUGUGAUCCCAAUUCACUGCCAGACGACUUCACCGAUACUCUUAUGGAGUACACGGAAAAGGGGUUCCGAGUGUUGGCCUUAGCCUAUCGGCCGCUGCCGUCGAUGACGUACCCGAAGAUGCAAAGAGCGAGUCGCGAGGAUCUCGAGAAGAAUUUACAAUUUUUAGGUUUACUUAUAAUGGGAAAUAUGUUAAAACCAGAGACCACUCCAAUCAUUGAGACUCUCUUAUCGGCCAAUAUUAGGACAGUUAUGAUUACGGGCGACAAUAUGUUAACGGCACUGAGCGUAGCGCGCGAUUGCAAUAUGAUUCAGCCCUACCAUAAAGUAGUACUUCUAGAGCCCGAGUCUUUGGGUCACUUGGAUAACGAUGAAGAGAUCCCUUUGGCCAUAAGAGGAACCGUAUUCGCACGUAUGGCACCCGAACAGAAGCAACAACUCGUUGAGCUGUUGCAAGAAUUGGGAUAUAUUGUGGGAAUGUGCGGCGAUGGGGCCAAUGAUAUGGCGAGCCUAAAGCAGGCGCACGCGGGGGUCAGCCUGUCUGAGGCGGAGGCGUCGGUCGCGUCGCCCUUCACGUCGAAAACGCCAAAUAUCUCGUGUAUACCAAUCCUCAUACGCGAAGGCCGGGCCUCUAUUGUCACCUCAUUUGGUAUAUUGAAAUACAUGGCGUUAUACAGUUUGACACAAUUCUUCUCCGUUAUAAUCCUCUACACCCCAGCAUGCCAAGCGUUCGAUCAGUUGAACCGAAAGCCUCCGCCUUCUUCUCUCAUCGGAAUCACUCCAUUGUCUUCCAUAGCAUUGCAGAUACUUUUGGUGGCAUUCAUACAAGUGAUUGCUAUUGUAAUCAUACUUUUGGUGGCAUUCAUACAAGUGAUUGCUAUUGUAAUCGUAUGGCAACAGUACUGGUAUAGACCGCAUAAGACCAGCGAUCCAGAAGACCUCAAAAGUCAUGACAAUUACGCCAUCUUUGCCUCUUCCGUCUUCCAGUACAUCACGCUUUCCGUUGUCUUCUCGAAGGGAGCGCCUUAUCGGAGGCCUAUCUAUACCAAUCGCUUAUUUACCACGAGUUUGGUUGCUAUGAGUGCAUUGAGCGCCUAUUUAGUGAUAUAUCCGGCCGAUAGUAUUGCCGAAUUCCUUGAGCUGGACGUCGAGGCUAUUCCGCUAAACUUUCGCGUAUUAAUGGUGUUGUUAUCCAUCGCUCACUUUAUCCUUGCCUUCUUUGCUGAGGUUUGUCUUAAACAAUACCUAUUAUAG